CAAAAACAGAAACAAAAUAAUAUUUUGAAUUUAUUUUCUUCGAUUCCAUCAUUUUCGGUCCAUUUUAUAGCGAAUAUUAAUUGAAUUUCGCUGGAUUUUACAACGUACACUGCACAAUAAAUAUAACAUUAUUCGAAGCUGACCAUUUCGCAGCGGUGACGAAGCCCGAUGGCUGAAUUGCAGAACAGGACACCUUUUCGGGUGAAUUAUAUGUCGCGGAUUGCAGUCCCUGAUAAAAGAUAUAUCAACUCAGCAGCUCCAGGAAUGGGAGACGUGAAUGUAAUGGUGAAACCUAGUAGCUUAAAAGAUAAAACACCGAUGUGCUUGGUGAAUGAAUUAGCCAGAUAUAACAGGAUACAACACUUAUACAGAUUAACCAAAGAAGAAGGUCCACCUCAUCGAAAAAAAUUCACAGUAACUUUGAAACUCGGCGACACAGAAUUCGAAGCCCUAGGAACCAGUAUUAAAAAAGCUCAGCACGAAGCUGCAGCUAUUGCUUUAAGAAAAACAAAGUACAAACAUCCGCCUCCUAAAUUAUUACCGAAUACUAGAGUAAAUACAACGCCGACGGUAGAACUGAAUGCAUUGGCUAUGAAACGAGGUGAACCAACCAUGUAUACCGUAUUAAGCCAACCUUCAGCCAAUUUUUAUCAACCACCAUAUCCAAUAAAUUAUUACUCCAGAAGCAUUUAUCAGUCGUCGAGCACGAUGUAUAACGAUUAUUGUGUCAACGAAUACACGUCUGCGGCCGUAUUGAACAGCUACUCGUAUCCGAGAAACCAAUUUGGCAACGUUAGGUAUAAAAGCCCAGCACCGUACAGGAUCUCUUUAAAAGUCGGUAAUCGAGAAUACAUAGGCGAAGGUCACUCAGCCCAGAUGGCUCGACACAACGCCGCCAAAAAAGCACUCGAAGAUUUGAAAGGCUGCGCAAAUACGACGACCGGAAACCCCGCCGCUGGUUUCACGACCCCUACAUCUCAAAAUACCGAACAUUCCGCCGACGAGGCCAAAUCACCUAUUUCAGCAGUACACGAGAAAGCUUUCCGGCAUAAUUUACAAGCAACUUUCGAAGUAGUCGAUGAAAAAGGACCUCCUCAUAUGAGAACCUACGUCACCGAAUGUAGAGUUGGCGAUAAGUUCAAAACUGUCGGCGAAGGGAAUGGUAAAAAGAUCUCAAAAAGAAGAGCAGCCGAAAAAAUGAUAGAGUUAUUGGAAUCCUUACCCUGUCCUCAGAAACCUUACAUGAAUAUCGAUAAGAGAAAAUUACGAAAAAGAAUAACCUUAAGUAAAAAGAAAACUAGAAUCAUUCGAGAAGGAGUAAAACCUAAUGAAACAGACGAGUCAGAAAAACGCUCGGAAUCAAAUCCUACCACAAGAUUACUAGAAUACCAAAAAAAGAAACACGGUAAAGAGCCAGUUUACAUUUUAGUCGAAGAAAAAGGUCGUGGCAGAAAGAAACAGUUUUCAAUCGAGGUUCAAAUAGAUGAUUUAAAAUGCACUGGCAACGGUAGCAACAAGAAAGACGCUAAACGACAAGCAUCGGAGAACAUGCUGCUGUUGCUUGGACUGGAGGCAACUCCUAAAGAGACACCUUCUCCUAAACCUGCAGAAGAUACGAGUAGUAAUGAUGAUCAAUCUUCAUCAGCGAACUCAACUCCUAAACAUAUAGUGAAUGGUAAACAAAUAGCUCCUGGGUUGUUGCUUGUGCCUAAUGCUAAUCUAUCCAGUAAACAAAGUUCCAAAAAGAGCCCUUCGUCGGAUGCUACCGAUACGAAGCUGACGAAUGGAAAUACUGCAUCAUACGAUCAGUCCUCUCCGUCCACACCUAAAUAUCCGGCUGGCAACAAUAAGCAUAAAUUCUUCGCUAGUAUGAAUAUACAAAAAAAUAUCGCCAAAGAACAAUUAAACCGUCUAGCAGAUACUUUCGGAUACGAAGUGGAAUUUUCCGAUUUUCCUAAAGGUCGACAUCAUCGCGAGUACUUAAGUUUAGUUACGUUGAACACAAAUCCUCCGCAGACUUGUUACGGAUCAGGUGAUUCGACCGAAUCGGCUCAAAACGAGGCUGCAUUCAACGCAUUAUCGAUGAUAUCAGAUAUGGGCAUCGAGAACAUAUUCACGAAGAAAUGUUCUUCCGGGUCUUCGUCUUCGUCAUUCAUUCCAGAUAAUGAAAUCAAGUCUUGAAAUGACGCGAAUACUCAACUACUAUAAUACUUUCUUCCUCUAUAUUGUUUAAUUUCGUACAGGGCGUGUGACAGUGAAUUUUAGACUAUAAGAUUUGAUUGAUUCAAAUUGAAAUUUUUUUCCUUUUGUUUGUUCAUUUAUUUAUUAACGAAUACGUUGUUUUAUAUUGAUGGUAAUUUCGAAUAAAUGUUUUUUUUUGCGAAGUUUUAUAAUAAACUCGGAUGUUGGUUUUCU
Molecule: messenger RNA, 2415 nt
Organism: Planococcus citri (citrus mealybug)
Lineage: Eukaryota; Metazoa; Arthropoda; Insecta; Hemiptera; Pseudococcidae
Product: double-stranded RNA-binding protein Staufen homolog
Exons: 15
Coding region: 169-2181 (670 amino acids)
Biological process (GO): protein localization to synapse; intracellular mRNA localization; anterograde dendritic transport of messenger ribonucleoprotein complex
Cellular component (GO): neuronal cell body; plasma membrane; neuron projection
Molecular function (GO): mRNA binding; double-stranded RNA binding
Source: RefSeq, a predicted model, not a curated record